Messenger RNA from Cotesia congregata, 1568 nucleotides. Lineage: Eukaryota; Metazoa; Arthropoda; Insecta; Hymenoptera; Braconidae. The record is from the annotation of a GenBank genome assembly.
UUUCAUCAUGAGAAGUUUUGUGGCACUAAUUAUUGUAUCAAUUUAUGCUGUGGAUUUUACAAGCGGUUGUUGGUCCCGACCAACUGCCGCUUUACCUCCAGAAUUUUUUCUCAUUGACUAUAAGACUCCAGUUUAUUUUUAUGGAAGAGGUAGUAAUCAUAAAAGAACCCUGGCAUCGAUACAUGAAGAGACACAUAUUAAACACAUGAAAUUCAAUAAGAAUAACAGAGACAUCAAACCAUAUAUGAUAUUCUUGAGAACAAUAGUUGUUGUUGAUUAUUCCAUGUAUCAAAGACUAAACCUUCAAGUUCUUGAUCACGUCAUGGCAAGUAUGUAUUACACAGAAAAUCAGGCUAAUAAGGUAUAUGAAUAUCCACAGUUAAAAUUUGUUGUCACUGCUAUAGUCAUUCCAACGGACAACGUGGUGCUAUCAUCUUUCAAACCCGAUUCUAAGAGUUAUUUAAAUACGUCGCCGAGAUUAUUUAACGAAAUGAGACAAUUCUUAUUAGGCUUAAAGAAAUAUAAAACUGGCAUGAAGUACGAUUUCGCUAUCUUUAUUUCGUCAGCGAAAUCUGUUUAUAAUGAAGAUAUUAAUCAACUUCGAAAAGUGACUUCAAAUGGAUACCCCAGUUGUUUAGAUGAUUCAUCACCACCAAAAAUUCAGUCAGUUAUUACUGUCGUUGAUGAAGUCCCUAACAGUGAUUAUUCUCCAGUUUACGGAGAAAUUGUAAAGCUAAUCGAAUAUUUAUCAAACCAUUUUAUGUGUAGUAAAAAUUUUAUUAAAUACAAUGAAGAAUUCGUUCCUGACGCAGCAUACGACGCUUGUACUAAUACGAAUUUAAAAAACGGAUUCAGUGCGGGUUUUCCUGAAUGUUACUACGAUAUGCCCGAAUUUCUCAAAAAUUAAUUUGGAAUUCAUUUAUAUCAAUUAUGAUUUCAAAAAAUAAAUUGCAAUGUUGCUGAUCAUUUACAAAAUUAUGGAAAAAUUUUAUUGAAUUUUAAAAUAAAUAAACUAAAAAAAUUAUUAUAAUUUGUUGUUAAAGACUAUAAAAUUGAAAUAAGCCUCAAUUUCACAAAAAAAAAAUAUUUAUCUUGGCCUAUAACUGUUGUCAAAUCGAUUUCACAUCCGACAUUCUCAUUUUUCUUAUGAAAAAUAUGUGCAUUAUUAAGGAUACAUUUUCAUCGUAGCACUAGAUUUUUCCCAGCUAACUUUUUCCAAUUUCCCAGUUAUUUACACAAUAAUCAAUAAGUAAUCCAAGAACACGAGUACAUGAUCACGGUAGUCAGACUGCAGAAUUUAAUGAAUUUUCAUACCGAGUUUUGCAGCGCUAGAUGGGAAUAAUAAAAAAAAAAUUACAAAAAGUCUCUAACAUUCACUCAACCGUACCAAUGACUUCAUUGUUGUUUCUUUUUCUAAGUGGACCCCCUGCUAUUAAACUAAAAAAAAGUAAAAAAGAAUUCUAAUAUCUUUAAUUUUUUUACUCGCAAAUAUGUAUAUGAGAAAGCAAUAAAAAAAACUGAAUAUCCGGAAAUUGAGUGAAAUUUUAGAGAAUUUGAUUAAAUUUAAG